Molecule: messenger RNA, 5071 nt
Organism: Drosophila nasuta
Lineage: Eukaryota; Metazoa; Arthropoda; Insecta; Diptera; Drosophilidae
Gene: Frq2
Product: Frequenin 2
Exons: 10
Coding region: 679-1242 (187 amino acids)
Molecular function (GO): calcium sensitive guanylate cyclase activator activity; calcium ion binding
Source: RefSeq, a predicted model, not a curated record
CACUCGUUUGCCGUUUGCCAUUCGCAUAAGUUGCAUGCUGGGCUCUCGCCUCUGCCUCGCCUGCCUUUCGCUGUUUGCCUUCUCCUCAUUGUUAUUUUAUUUUCGGUUCGCGCGGUUGUGCAUAUUUUAACAUUUUACAAUAGUAGCGGCAACAAAACCAAAAACAGCUACAAAACAACAAAACAACAAAACAAUAAAGCAACUAUUCUAACAACAACUUGACCACACACACACUCAGUUGGUCAGUCUGUGGACGUGACUACAGCUGCAUACAGAACAUCAAAAUAAAUAUUUGAAAUUACCAAGUGUUCAUGCAACUUGUUUUUUGGGCUUAAAGUCCUGAUUGAAAGCCAAAAAAGAGAGCUCCAUGGCAACCGAUUUACAAAUGAAUCGAGCUGCCAAUUUGGCUGCCAGAUUGGUAAUCGCAUUUCUCCGACCUGAUUUGCUGUGGAAUUUACAACUCAGAGAUGUCUCUUUGCUUUGUGCUGAGUUCGCAAUACGUUUUCUAUAAAUUGAAACAAAGACGAUUUCGGAUAAGGCACGCGCCUUCAAAUACCUGUUAACGUUCGCUGCCCAUCGCUGACCCAACCCCAACCCCAAUACUAGCACACACUACCCCACUUAUACACACACACACACACACACACACGCACACACAAAUAGCCCAUCGGCAACACAAUGGGCAAGAAGAACUCCAAAUUGAAGCAGGACACCAUUGAUCGUCUGACAACAGACACAUACUUUACCGAGAAGGAGAUACGGCAAUGGCACAAAGGUUUUCUCAAAGACUGCCCGAAUGGCUUGCUGACUGAACAAGGAUUCAUCAAAAUUUAUAAACAAUUCUUUCCGGAUGGGGAUCCCAGUAAAUUUGCCUCAUUGGUGUUUCGGGUAUUCGAUGAAAAUAAUGAUGGAGCUAUUGAAUUCGAGGAAUUCAUUCGUGCGCUUUCCAUAACAUCACGCGGAAAUCUGGAUGAGAAAUUACAUUGGGCCUUCCGUCUGUACGAUGUCGAUAAUGAUGGCUACAUAACACGGGAGGAAAUGUACAACAUUGUUGAUGCCAUAUAUCAGAUGGUGGGUCAGCAACCGCAAACGGAGGAUGAGAACACACCGCAGAAGCGAGUGGAUAAGAUAUUCGAUCAGAUGGAUAAGAAUCACGAUGAUCGUCUCACCCUAGAAGAAUUCCGCGAAGGUAGUAAAGCUGAUCCACGUAUAGUUCAGGCGUUAAGUUUAGGUGGUGAUUAACCGCAAGAUAAAUAGUUGCGCUGAAUUUCAAGAUUGUCAAAAAAAAAGAGAGAUGGAACUAUGCCCCGAAGCAGAGUCAACGAAUUCGUGCACAAUAAAAUACAACAAAAAAUAUAUGGUUUGAUAUCUAUUGACUAAAUCAAUUUGCAAGAAGUUUUUACCUCCCACACACAGAUACACAAAUACACACACAUACACAUACAUAAACACAAACAUAAACAUACAUACGUAAUAUACAUUUGCCAUUUGCCUGGCGGCAGCUUGUUAGCCCCAAAGCCGCGGCCAAUAAAAUAUAAAAAAUAUAUUAAAAUCCACAAAUUGAAGCCAGCAAACUUAGAAUGCAAAAAUAAAUAAAACAAAAAUAGAGCAAAACAACAAAAACCAAAAAAUGAAAAAAUGAAAAAAAAAACAGAAAACAAACCCUGAAAAUUGAAAAUGAAUUCGAUUUGAGUGAAACUCCAACUAAUUGCAAAUUAUAAUAACAUGUUACGAUAAAGCGAAAGUAAUUAUUAUACAUACAUAUACAUAUACAUAUACAUAUACAUAUACAUCUACAUAUACAUAUAUAUUUAAAUAUUGAAAGCCGCUAAGGAAUGUUAUGCAGAAUUUGUAAUCAUAAAACACCAAUUUAAAUAAUUGAAAACGCUUUUUUAAAAUUACUUAUACAUACAACAACUAAUACAUACAUUGUUAAAAUAAAUAUAUACAUAUACACACACAUAUACAUAUGCUAGUUAAAAGCAACCCAUAAAUAAGUAUACAAAAUGUUCGUAUAUGUAUAUGUGUAUCCCAUACAUACAUAUAUAUAUACAUAAAUAUUAGGCAUUUGUUCUACAUAUUAUGAGGGCAUUUUUAUUGAAAUGCUUGCAAAAAAACGAUAAUGCUAAAACUAAAAUGAACGAAUUAACUGAACGAAAAGUCGAAGAGAUAUCUCAAAAACCACCCACGCAAAAUAAAUUUUAACAAAUUUAUAGUUGGAUUUUUUUUUUGUGAAACAAAUUACUUAUACUAAAUAAAAUUGAAAUAUUGUAGUCAAGAAUUGCCGCAAAGAGCAAUACUUAAGCAUUAAAAUAUUUAUAUGUAUAUAUAAAAUUAUAUAUAUAUAUAUAUAUAUAUGUAUGCUAUAGCUGUUAAUAGAAAAGGCAAAAAAAAAUAAUAAUAACAAUAUUUAUAUACACACUUGCUACAGAGAAAAAUAAAGUGUAAAUUCUAAAUCGCGAAAUGUAGUAGAUGCUUUCUCAUCUCUCGACUCUUUUGCCUUUUUGCUGAGCUCGGUGACAGCAAUAACUGUUGAUAAUCGAAUCGAAUGAAUUGUUACAAAUUUAAUUUGCUAAUGUACAACAUAUUCAACAAAUUCGGUUUUCUCCAAUUUGCAACUUUCUGAAUUUUAAAUGUGGACACUACUACUAGCAUAUAUACUAUAAACUAUUUACUAUAUAUUCAAUGCAACAAGUUCUUAUGUCGUAUGCAAAAUAAACUAUCUUCCAAUGUAGCACGUUUAUGAGAACGAUCCCCGAGAUUGUGUGUGUGUGUGUGUGUGUAAUAAUUUUGUUUACAAAUUAGCUUAGCUUCAAUGCGCAGACAAUCAAUCUGUCACUGAACUAUCAAAUAUGCUACGCAAAUAUCGUUCAAAUAAUAUACUUUUUUUUUUGGUUUUUUCUUAGAUAUUAUCUCAAAAUAACGCUGCAUAUCUGACGCAAGAAUAUUUAUUUAUAUUCAAGAAAAUUUAUAUCAUUUAGCUAUUACAACAAAAUUUACAUGCACACAAUCCGCUCAUGAACUGGCUAAGCCUUCUGUUACUUGGAGCGAUGAUGGAAUGUCUUAGAUGUUGCUACUCUAUUGAAAUGUUAUUUCAAAAACCAAAAAAAUUUAUAUAUAUACAAACUUACUAUAAAUAUACCCAGUUUAUAUACUAUAUUUCUGCAUGCCUUACUAAGUGAUAUAAUAUUUUGCUAUUUAUUUUAUUAAAGCAUUCUUUACUACAAUUUGAGCUUGAAAAUUUGCAAACAAAAAAAAAAAAACUAAUUUUAUAUAAAUGAUACUUACAUUUUACAAUGCACUUGUAAUUAAGAAAUCUUUUAUAACUGAGCCUUGCAAAACUAUCACAACUUCUCACAACACACAUACACAUACACACACACACACACACACACAUAAACAUACAUCUACACUGACUCCUCUAUUUCUUUCUCUCUCUUUCGCUCUCUGGAAAUUAUUUGAUAAACAUAAACGCUAUCUCCCUCUAUAUACAUCCUUUAAUUGCUACAAGCGUAACCAUCUCGAAUCAUUUAAUCUUCUUCUGCUUACGUAUACUUUCCUCUCUACAACAAUCUUCUAUCAUCAUGUUUAAUUAAUUUCUAUUUUAUAUGUGGUUCAGCUUUAUUAAAACAUUCUUCAACUCAACAAUAAAAAAAAAAAACAACAAUAAAAAUCGAUUUUAAAAACAAAUCUUAACUAUUAGAAAACACUAUCUACGCAAGUAUUUACAUACUAUAAUAAAAAAAGAAAUGUUAUCAAUGACAUUUUAUUUAAAUCUCAACAAAAUUCAAACCUAUAAAUAAUUCUUACAAAAUAAAGAUCAAAGGAAGGCAAUUUCCACUCAAAUAUACUCAACAACAAUAUUAAUGAAGUUCCACAAUGUACAAAAUUAUUAUUUUUUUUUUAAUUAAUCAUCAUUUUACGGUUUAAAGAAAUGUGACAAAAAUAUCAUAAGAAAACAACUCAUAUUUCUAUGCAAUAUACAUAAGUGAAUCUUGCACAUUUGUGUGGAGUUUGUCCGAAUAGAUAAAUAUAAAUAUUGAAGUUCAAACACUUAAAACCCGUGGGUUUUAUUCACAAAUCUAGGCAAUGAAGUUUUCAUUUAAUGAAUUAAUUUAAUUUGUUUGACAUAAGCAUCGAUAUGUAUAACGCGAAAAAUAAACCCAUGUUAAUAAUUUUAAUAACUUUAUUAGAUUCACAUAAGAAAACAGUUUUUGUUAAAUAUUGCAAGUUCUUUUUACUUUUUUACAAAUUUUUAAAAAAACAUAUCCUUCAUAUCGUUAUUUUUUCAUUAGUUUUUAUUUGUAUUGUAGCUUGCAGCAACUUUUAUAGAUCAAAUUUAGAUAUCGGUAAUCAAAUUUUGGGUACUUUAUUUUGCAUGAUUUUGUCUUUCACACACAUUUUAAUUAUAUUUUGUACUCACAGUUGUAUUUGACCAACUAGAUUCUUCAGUAGAAGCAAUUUUUCAAGUGCAGCAGAAAAAGAAGUUUAUUUUUUUGUUUUAAUCGUAAUGGAACAUUGAACACUUUACUGAAAUGUAACAGCAGACGAAUUCUCCAAAUAAAGUUUAUUUAUGGAAUAUUCUUCUGUUUUCUAAUGGUAUUUUAAUUUUUACUAAGACAAUUUUUAGAAAAUCCAUGAAAUAUUAAUUAAUAAAUUUAUUAUGCAAUAAUUAAUCUAAUAACAAAUAUGGCAAACGUGUCAUAAAUUAACGAAAUACUUCUUAAAUAAUAAACAAGACGUUUGGUAUUACUAGAAACUGCAGCAAUAUUAAGCUAAUUUAUUAUAUUUAUUCAUGUUCAGGUUUCUGAUAGAAAAAAUGAAAACACACAUGUUAUUGUAACAUAAGCAAUAUAUACUAUUAGCUUAUAAUUGUAUAAUUAUGCAUCAUAAACGCCAAAUUAUAUAUAGAUUACGUAUUCAUAUUGCUGUAAUAUUUUACUCAAUUUGCAAUGUUUUUUUGUUAUCGAAGAAUUACGCACAACAUGUUUGCAUGCCUUUUCAACCUCACCGAAAUUCAUAAGCAAAUAUAAAAAAAAUAUUAAAGAAAACGACAAAAAAAAAAAUACAU